Messenger RNA from Emericellopsis cladophorae, 1098 nucleotides. Its product is annotated as 3-phytase A-like protein. The coding region runs from base 1 to 1098 and encodes 365 amino acids. Lineage: Eukaryota; Fungi; Ascomycota; Sordariomycetes; Hypocreales; Bionectriaceae. The transcript is spliced from 2 exons. The record is from RefSeq and is a predicted model, not a curated record. Gene Ontology annotation, molecular function: acid phosphatase activity.
AUGUAUCCUUUCUUGCUCGCCACGGCGCGAGAAUUCCUGCAAGACUACGCAUACAACCUCGGGGCAGACCAGCUCACCUUCUAUGGCGAACAGCAACUCAUCAACAUGGGGCAUGACUUUUACCAGCGUUACCAAGGAUUGAGCGAUAAAGAAGACCCAUUCAUCCGAGCUGCGGGCUCUGAGAGGGUCAUUGCAUCGGCAGAAAAGUUUAUAGAAGGACUCUACAAGCACACGGGGCGAGACAAGGACGCAGCUGUGGAGGGGAUUCUCGUCGUCCCGGAGGAGGACGGCUACAACAACACGUUGAACCACGGAAAUUGCCUGUAUUUUGAACAGGGGCCAUCUUCAGAACUCAGUCAUGAGAAGCAAGAAGUUUGGAAGCAGAUUUUCGUGCCUCCCAUCAGAGACAGACUGAACACGAAGAUGCCCGGGGCGAACCUGUCGCUCGACGAAACCAUCUUCAUGAUGGACAUGUGCCCAUUCAGUACUGUGGCGGACUACCACGAUGAGAAGUCUCGAUUCUGCUGGCUCUUCUCGGAGGACGAGUGGCGGGACUACGACUACUUCGAGACGCUGGACAAGUGGUACGGCUACGGCACGGGAAACCCCCUAGGGGCGACGCAGGGGGUUGGCUAUGUCAACGAGCUCAUUGCGCGACUGACUCGCAAGCCUGUGGACGAUGAGACCUCGACCAAUUCGACGCUCGACGGGUCCGCGGAGACGUUCCCCCUCGACAGGAAUCUGUACGCCGAUUUCAGCCACGACAACACCAUGUCAUCGGUCUAUGCGGCCCUGGGCCUGUACAACUCCACCGGUGUCAUGCCCGUCAACCAUCGCCUCCCACCAAUGGAGACACGUGGCUUCUCUGCUGCGUGGACUGUCCCCUUUGCUGCGCGCAUGAACGUUGAGAAGAUGCGAUGCGGCGCAGCGUCCAAGGAGGAGAAGGAGCUGGUGUGGGUGCUGGUCAACGACCGUGUGGUCCCCCUCACCCACUGCGCAGCAGACAAGCUGGGGCGGUGCAGCUUGGGAGACUUCGUCGAGGGCCUAUCGUUUGCGAGAAAUGGUGGGCUAUGGGAUCAAUGUUUCAGAGAUACCUGA